Molecule: messenger RNA, 2281 nt
Organism: Alosa sapidissima (American shad)
Lineage: Eukaryota; Metazoa; Chordata; Actinopteri; Clupeiformes; Clupeidae
Product: zinc finger protein 358-like
Exons: 2
Coding region: 93-1202 (369 amino acids)
Biological process (GO): regulation of transcription by RNA polymerase II
Molecular function (GO): DNA-binding transcription factor activity; RNA polymerase II cis-regulatory region sequence-specific DNA binding
Source: RefSeq, a predicted model, not a curated record
GAGUGCCCGAAGAGGGGUCCGGAGUGAGUGCCCGCUCGUUUAUCAUUUAAAUAUCUUGCGAACAUAGUAAGUGUUAUCUUUCGUUGUGGAAAAUGACGAAAUUGGAUGUGUUGAAUUUGUAUCUCAAGGAACGUUUAAAAGUGGCCGCAGAUGAGAUAUUUCAAGUCAUCAAGGACACGAUACUAGAAUAUCAGAACGAAAUCGCCUUAACGAAAGAGGAAAACCGUGACUUGAAACAAAGACUGUCAGAUGUUGGUGCCAUCUCCGCCGGUAUACAACGAGUGCUCUCUGCAGAGAGACGCCAGCUGAACCCCUCGCCUGUAUGUGAGCGCGAGCUCAGUGCAGCACCAGCCCCGGGUGACCCACAGUCUCCCGAAGUCAUCGAGGUCAAACAUGAAGAAGGCCCGCCCAUGGCAGUCACACCAGGAGCAGAAGAACCUCAGGAGACGGAUCUAGUCACGACACCUCCUCUCUUUAACAAUGACCAUCAUGAGCAGAGACUCCCUGAGACCUUCGCAAGUUACACGCCACACAUGGCAGAGGUCGGAGGGAUGGAAUCUAUCUCCCCUGGCCCGCCUCAGCCAAUCAAAAUAGAGGAUUGUUCUGAGGAAUGCAGUAUAAUAGAAUUUAACACAGAGCUCCCCCAUACCAGCUCUAUGCACUCUGAGGGGUCUGUGGAGGCCGGUGGGAUGGGAGUUGGGUACAUUUCCGACAGUUCAGGUGCAGUAGAAUACCUGGCGCAGAGUUAUGCCCAGGGACCAAGCACCCUGUUGGGGAGAGACUUGUCUGAGCUUCCCCCUCAGACCUCCACCAUGGAGCCCGACCACCACCACCAGCACGCCGAGGGGCCGUUUUACUGCACGCUCUGUGGCAAAUGUGUGGGCAGCGCCCGGGAGAUGACAAUCCACAAGCAGGUGGUGCACGGCAAAGAGAAGCCGUAUCGGUGCGGUGUGUGUGGCAAGUGUUUCCGCUACUCGGGCAAGUUUAAGGAGCACCAGCGGAUCCACACGGGCGAGCGGCCGUACCGAUGCCACGUGUGCUUCAAGGGCUUCAACCAGACGGCGCACCUGAAGGUGCACCUGCGCACACACACCGGGGAGAAGCCCUACAGCUGCCCGUUGUGCGGCAAGCGCUUCAGCCAGUCCAGCCAGAUCAAGGGCCACUUACGGACACAUACCCGACACAACAGCUCACUCACGUGAGCUCACCUACACACACACACACACACACACACACACACACACACACACACACAACCGACACAGCUGACACAACAACACACUCACGUGAGCUCAGCUACACACACACAACCUGAAUUUCUCCUCGGGGAUCAAUAAAGUAUCUAUCUAUCUAUCUAUCUACAACCGACACAGCUGACACAACAACACUCACGUGAGCUCAGCUACACCUAUACACACACACACACACGAAUACACAACCGGCACAACAACACACUCAAGUGAGUGCAUCGACGUAUAGACACACUGAAAUCACCUGUGUGGUCAGUACCGAAGUGUAUAUGAUGGAUGUCAUGUGGACACACUGAUAUCAACUGAGCAGUCAGUACAGAAAUGGUUAUGAUCGAUGUCAUGUGGAGACACUGAUAUCACCUGUGCAGUCAGUACAGACGUGGUUAUGAUCGAUGUCAUAUGGACACACUGAAAUCACUUGUGCAGUCAGUACAGAAGUGGUUAUGAUCGAUGUCAUAUGGACACACUGAAAUCACUUGUGCGGUCAUAACAGCAUCCCUUCCAUGCUUUCCGUCUCUUUUGACAGGAAUGCUCAGUGGGGUUACAUGAGGUCACCUUGCAGUGUUUGUUAUUAAUAUGGCAGCCAUUGAGUAGCAGUGUUUUAUAAAAACAAAUUUGACAAAACAAACGAUCGUAAGCUAAUAUACAUCAAUAUCAUCACAUGGCUCAAGAUGUGACCUCUUGGGCUUACAAGGUCAGAUUAUACUUUCCCCAUGAUUGCAGGUACAUGUCACAGUGUUUAAAAAUAAAAGUCAGCCUUCGCACCAUGUAUUAGUAUGGGCUUAAAUAAUGGACUGACAUGGGGUCAGAUGUGAAGAUCAGCGUCUUAUUUGCAGAGGUGUACAAAUGCACAGGGCUGAGUGAUGUUUUUAUCGCUGUUUGUCACUGGAUGUAUGAAUGUAAUCAUGUUUGUGUGACCGUAAUCAUGUUUGUGUGAAUGUAAUUAUGUAUCACUGUUUGUCGUUUGAUGUAAAUGGGAAGAAUAUGUAUCAUAGUUUGUAGGCCACACUAAUAAAAAAAGUGGAAACUGA